Chara braunii is the source of this 884-nucleotide messenger RNA. The record is from the annotation of a GenBank genome assembly. Lineage: Eukaryota; Viridiplantae; Streptophyta; Charophyceae; Charales; Characeae.
GACAUGGCAUUGUCUGGAUCUUGCCAUCAUGCCAUGGCGUGAUGGCAUGAUGGCAAGGGGCAUCAUGCCAUCAUGCCAUGCCAUGGCAUCGCCAUGUUCCAUCAUGUCAUGGGAUCGUGUGGACCUUGCCACCACACCAUGGCAUGCCAUGUCGAGUCCUGUCUCCCGGAGCCGUUGGACCUUGCCAUCAUGCCAUGGCAUGGCCCAGCGUUGCGGAGACGGCAGACCAUAGCGUGGCAUGGUCCGGCGUCCUGGAGCCGCCGGACCAUGCCAUGCUAUGGUCUGGCGUCGCGGAGGCGCCAGACCAUAGAAUGGCAUGGUCCGACAUCCUGGAGCCGCCGGACCAUGCCAUGCUAUGGUCUGGCGUCGUGGAGACGCCGGACCAUACGACAGCAUGCUCCGGAGUCCCGAAGCCGCCGGACCAUGCCAUGCUAUGGUCUGGUGUCGUGGAGGCGCCGGACCAUACGACGGUAUGGUCCGGAGUCCCGGAGCCAGUGGAGCAUGGCACGCUAUGGUCUCACGUAGUGGAGGCGACGGGCUUUACCAUGGCAUGGUCCGGAGUCCCAGAGCCGCUAGACCAUGCCAUGGCAUGGUCCGCCGUUCCAGCGGCUAUGAACCAUGUCAUGGCAUCGCCCGCCGUUCGCCGUCCCGAAACGCCGUGCACAUGCCAUUAGGUGUUGCGCAACGCCUUUGGGACACUGCCCCACACCAUUGCACGGUUCCCCUUGGCACGAAGGGAACGAAAACAUGGACGUGGAACGACGAUAGGUAGAUACACAGCACCCCUUCGAGAACAAGACAUUUUCUUCCGACGAAUGGAAAAGAACGCUGAUGUGGAACGACGAAAGCUUCGUAAUGCCAUGGAAUCAAACGGUCACCCCGCC